AUGUCCGUUCUUCUCGAAACCAGCGCGGGCGACAUCGUAAUCGACCUACUGGUCGACUACGCGCCCAAGAUGUGCGAAAAUUUCCUAAAGCUCUGCAAAGUCAAAUACUACAACUUCUCCCCGAUCCAUUCCGUCCAGAAGUCCUUCUCCUUCCAGACUGGCGACCCUCUGGGUCCUAUGGCCCCCCAAUCCGACGGAGGCACCUCGAUAUGGGGCUUGCUCUCCGAUAAUGCGGCCGACCGAACAUUCACUGCACUUUUCCAUCCGAAGCUGAAACAUCUCGAGCGAGGCACCGUCAGCAUGGCGACAGCACCACACCCGUCCGACGCGGAUCAACGUCUGGCUGGCUCUCAGUUCAUUGUCACGUUGGGUGACAACACAGAUUAUCUAAACGGAAAAGCGGCCAUAUUCGGGAAAGUGGUGGAAGGUUUCGACGUGCUUGAGAAGAUCAACGACGCCAUCAUUGACGAGCGCGGGCAUCCACUUGUCGACAUACGCAUCAAACACACUGUGGUUCUCGACGACCCUUACCCUGAUCCUCCGGGAUUGCGAGAACCCUCCAGCUCGCCAGCCCCAACAAAGGCACAGCUCGCCACGGUGCGCAUCGGCGAGGAUGAGGAACUACUGGACGAAGAGGCCAACGAGGAAGCAGCCGCCGCGGCCGAAAAGAGGAGGAAGGAACGGGAAGCUGCCGCCCAGGCGCUGACCCUAGAGAUGAUGGGCGACCUGCCGUUCGCUGAGGUCAAGCCCCCAGAAAACGUCCUCUUUGUCUGCAAGCUGAACCCCGUCACGACGGAUGACGACCUGGAAUUGAUCUUCAGUCGCUUCGGCAAGAUUCUAAGCUGCGAGGUGAUUCGGGACCAGAAAACGGGGGACAGCUUGCAAUACGCCUUCAUCGAGUUCGAGGACCAGAAGAGCUGCGAGGAUGCCUAUUCCAAGAUGGACUCAGUCCUGAUCGACGACCGCCGAAUCCACGUCGACUUUAGUCAAAGUGUGAGUCGCCUAAGCGACGUUUGGCGCAACGAGACGAACACAAAACGGAAGAGCGCCGCCCGAAGAGGCGGUGGUGGUUGGGGAGGUGUCAAAGAGUUGGAGAAGCGCCGGCAGUACCGCAACCAAGACCUUGAGCCUGAAGACGACAGGGGUUAUCGAAUGGUGCACGGGAUGGAAGACAUCCGCGGCCGCCAUGGAAAAGACGAGGAUAUUCCGAGAAACGGCCCGAGAAACCAGAUCUCUGGUCGAAGAGAAGGAACCAACCAGCGGCCAGAGCGCUCGCCGGAACGAUAUGGCCAUGGAUAUAGGCCUGGGCCUGUUGACAGGAAACGUGAUGUGGAACGGCGCAGCCGCAGUCCCAGGAGGGAUCGCUACAGGGAUAGCGGGCAUGACCGGCCGGCACCCGCUGGGCGACGCAGGGACGACAGGGAAUGGUCCCGCCGAGAUCGACGAGACUCCGAUCGUGAUCAAGGCAGCUGGAAGGAGAGGGAUAGGUACCGCGGACGCGACGAUUACGGGGGCAGAUGA
This is a messenger RNA of Chaetomium globosum CBS 148.51, 1521 nucleotides long. RefSeq lists its product as uncharacterized. Lineage: Eukaryota; Fungi; Ascomycota; Sordariomycetes; Sordariales; Chaetomiaceae. The transcript has 2 exons. The record is from RefSeq and is a predicted model, not a curated record. The coding region runs from base 1 to 1521 and encodes 506 amino acids. Gene Ontology annotation, molecular function: peptidyl-prolyl cis-trans isomerase activity; RNA binding. Gene Ontology annotation, biological process: protein peptidyl-prolyl isomerization. Gene Ontology annotation, cellular component: nucleus.